CGGUAAAGUCCGAGAGCCUCUCGGGUUUGUCCGGUGAGUCUCGCAAGCUUCACCAUGGGAACAGUCAACGGUGCCGCGCGGACAAAAGGCUGCACGAACACACACACACACACACACACACACACACCGUUCCCGGUAACGGCAGAUCAAACCGUUAAACCAGUUUAAACAGUUGACUCAAACUCUUGCGGUGACCGUUAGUCACGUUAGUUACAGGUUUAUUCUCACCGCGGGAAAAUUUUCUCCUCCGCCUCCUCUUCUUCGUCUUCUUCUUCUUCGUUUCUCCGGUCAAAGGUCAUGUGUCCUCCAUGACUCAGUUCGCCGUUAAACCACCGACAGAACCGGAGAAGAAGCGCACCUGAAGGCAUCAGCAGAGCAAGCCCCGCCCCUCUAGACGAGACGAAGGUGAGAUGUGAUUGGCUGCAGAGCUGCUGUCGUCAUCAGAGAAGAGAGAGGGAGAAAAGUAAAGUGAAGAGGAAACGAAAGGCGGUGAGGAGGUUUUCCCUGCUACAGUUCAACAGAGAUGGGCUCCCAGCUGUCGUCAGUAGAGGACGUCCAUGUGGUGGUUGUGGGCGGCGGCUUCAGCGGCGUGAAUGCGGCGCAGCAGCUUCAGUGUCAGGGCCUCAGCUUCACGCUCAUCGACAUGAGGGAUGCGUUCCAUCACAACGUGGCGGCGCUGCGAGCGGCGGUGCAGCCCGGUUUCGCUCAGAGGACGUUCAUCCCGUUCGCCGAGACGUUUGGAGACGCUUUCGUUCAGGGUCGAGUGGAGCGCGUGGACACGGACAGACAGACGGUCGUCCUGCAGGGGGGGCUGGAAAUCCACUACUCUCACCUCAUCCUGUGUACGGGGACAGACGGACCGUUUCCUGGAAAGUUCAACACUGUGGCAUCACAUCAGAGAGCGGUGCAGGCGUACGAGGACUUUGUCCAUCAGGUCCAGACCGCAGACUCAGUCUUGGUGGUGGGCGGCGGCUCCAGUGGUGUCGAGAUGGCGGCCGAGAUCAAGACGGAGUAUCCAGAGAAGAAGGUGGUUCUGGUUCACUCCAGAAUUGGACUGGCCGACCCGGAGCUGCUGCCCAGUGUCCGACAGGAGGCCAAAGAGGUUCUGCUGAGGAAAGGGGUGGAGCUUCUGCUGGGUCACAAAGUGAAGGAUCUGUCGCAGCUGCAGCUGAACGCCACGCGCAAGAACACAAUGGUGACCACAGACAGAGGACGAACUUUGACCUGUGACCUGAUCAUCGACUGCUCAGGCCUGAAGGUCAACGCCGCGGCGUACAGAGACGACCUCAGUGAGAGCAUGAUGGUCAGCGGCGCUCUGAAGGUCAACCAGCACCUGCAGGUUCACGGUUUCACCAACGUGUUUGCCGCCGGAGACUGCGCCCACAUCCACGAGCCCAAGAUGGCGUACCACGCCCAGCUGCACGCCGCGGUCGCCGUUAGCAACAUCGUCAAAGGUCUGAAGGGGGAGGAGCUGACAUCGUAUAACACAGGUAACAUCACCAUGUUGCUGGCGAUGGGUCGUGAUGACGGCGUGGGACAGUUUAACGGCUGGAAGCUGCCGAGGUUCCUCGUCGUCCUGGGGAAAAGUCGUGAUCUCCUGCUGUGGAAGAGCUGGAGAGACAUGAAGCAGAAAUACACACAAUAACACCGCGCGCGCACACACACACUAUAACAACGCACACACAAUAACACACACGGUGAACGAUCAAUAAUCACUUUUUAUUUACUUUGUUUAUUUUCUUUUUACAAACAAAAAAUAAAAUAAAUAAACCUUU
Molecule: messenger RNA, 1775 nt
Organism: Solea solea (common sole)
Lineage: Eukaryota; Metazoa; Chordata; Actinopteri; Pleuronectiformes; Soleidae
Gene: aifm2
Product: apoptosis inducing factor mitochondria associated 2
Exons: 10
Coding region: 524-1645 (373 amino acids)
Biological process (GO): positive regulation of apoptotic process; apoptotic mitochondrial changes
Cellular component (GO): cytoplasm; mitochondrion
Molecular function (GO): flavin adenine dinucleotide binding; electron-transferring-flavoprotein dehydrogenase activity
Source: RefSeq, a predicted model, not a curated record